AUGAUCACCAUAGUGGCCGCUGUUGUCGCCGUCCUCGCCAGCAUCCUCAUGUUUGGAUUCGGGAAGAAACGCUUCGAUCCCGCGGGACAGUUCUGCUACAUUCCCGGCGGUUCUGCAGGUCUUGGCAAGUCACUCGCGGCUGAACUUGUUCGUCGCGGGGCGCAUGUCGUGAUCGUUGCCCGAGGGGCCCAGCGCGCUGGCGAGACGGUUGCGGAGCUCAAGACCCUCGCCAAGCCCGACCAGAAGAUCCUCUUCGUCACUGCCGACCUAUCUGAUCAAGUCUCGUCUGCACGUGCGCUGGACGAGGCGGCUGCGUCGUUCGAUGGCCGCGCGCCGGACCAUGUCUUCCUAUGUGCGGGCAUGUCGCGGCCCAUGCUCUUCAUUGACACGACGACCGAGGACCUCAAGGCUAACUUUGACGGUGUUUACUGGGUGUCGGCGUGGACUGCGCAUGCGGUGGUCCAGAUGAUGGUCAAGCAGAAGGUGCAGGGGACGCUUACCUUCGUGUCGUCCUUCCUCGGAUACACCACGUUCGCCGGGUACUCGACAUACACGCCCGCCAAGUUUGCGCUGCGCGGCCUCGCUGACACACUCCGAAACGAGCUCCUCCUCUUCGGCAUCAAGGUGCACCUGUAUAUGCCCGCGGGGAUGCUCUCGCCUGGCUACGAGGAGGAAAACAAGACCAAGCCCAAGGUCACGCAGAAGAUUGAGGAGGGCGACAAUCCCAUCUCGUGUGAAGCCGCCGCCGCCAUCCUCGUCAAAGGCCUCGAGCGCGGCAACUACCAGAUCACAAACGACUUUGUCACUGACCUGGUUCGCGUGAGCGCCAAGGGUGCUGUCCCAAGUAACGGGCCGCUCGAUGUUGUCUACAGCAUCAUUUCAGCUAUCGGCCUGCCCGUCUGGCGCAUGAUGACGGACAGCCAGGUCCGCGCGUCGAGCAAGCAGGUCGACGCCGACCUGCAGGCGCGUGGCUUCUACGCUUAG
Cutaneotrichosporon cavernicola is the source of this 984-nucleotide messenger RNA. RefSeq lists its product as uncharacterized. Gene Ontology annotation, cellular component: endoplasmic reticulum membrane. Gene Ontology annotation, molecular function: 3-dehydrosphinganine reductase activity. NCBI's taxonomy places the organism in Eukaryota, Fungi, Basidiomycota, Tremellomycetes, Trichosporonales, Trichosporonaceae. The coding region runs from base 1 to 984 and encodes 327 amino acids. Gene Ontology annotation, biological process: sphingolipid biosynthetic process. The transcript has 7 exons. The record is from RefSeq and is a predicted model, not a curated record.